Cloeon dipterum is the source of this 979-nucleotide messenger RNA. It is a transcript of the gene Rheb, whose product is annotated as Ras homolog enriched in brain. The record is from RefSeq and is a predicted model, not a curated record. Gene Ontology annotation, biological process: small GTPase-mediated signal transduction. NCBI's taxonomy places the organism in Eukaryota, Metazoa, Arthropoda, Insecta, Ephemeroptera, Baetidae. Bases 220 to 768 code for a protein of 182 amino acids. Gene Ontology annotation, cellular component: plasma membrane. Gene Ontology annotation, molecular function: GTP binding; GTPase activity; GDP binding. The transcript has 3 exons.
CUUCAUAACUUCGAAAGUCCAGUGAGGAGCUUGGUUGGCAGCAGUAUUUAGACCAGCUGCAGCAAGGUCAAUUGUUUUGAUUGAUUUCAAUUCACGUUAUUUUGCUUUCCAAUAUCUGCUCGACAACGAGGCGACUAGCGACUCGCGACUCGCAUGCCUAGAGUCGCCGGAUCGAGGCCUUGAUGUGGGAGUGCGCAGCACCAUACUGAACCCAGCAGCAUGCCCCCCAAGCAGAGGAAAAUCGCCCUGAUGGGCUACCGAUCGGUCGGCAAGUCGUCGCUGAGCAUCCAAUUCGUCGAAGGACAGUUUGUCGACUCGUACGACCCUACCAUCGAGAACACCUUCUCGAAGAUCGUCCGCGUGCGUGGCGAGGAGUACGAGGUCGGCCUCGUGGACACUGCUGGCCAGGACGAGUACUCGAUCUUUCCUACGCAAUACUCGCUCGACAUCCACGGCUACGUCCUCGUCUACUCCAUCAACUCGGUCAAGUCUUUUGAAAUUGUUCAGAUCAUAUACGACAAGCUGCUCGACAUGACCGGAAAGGUUAACGUUCCGAUCGUUUUGGUCGGAAACAAGACAGAUCUUCACAUGGAACGCGUGAUUUCGGCUGAAGAAGGCCGCCGGUUGGCCGACAGCUGGAAGGCCGCCUUCCUCGAGACGUCCGCCAAGCAAAACGAGGCCGUCGGUGACAUUUUCACGACCGUCCUUAACGAGAUCGAGCGUGCCAACGGCAACGUGCAGGAGAAGUCAGCAUGCGUCAUUUCUUAAUCUAACAUAUUAUAUAGAGGCACCUUUCUAUAUUUUUGGGAUAGGCUGAAAUUUAUUUCGAUAAUAAUCUAAAACUUAAGCAGUGUACAAAAGCGCCUGGAAGUGUGAGUUGGCCAACACAAGGUAAAUAAUGUAACAUUAAGUCUUAUUCCGUAUUGAUUUGUUAUUAAUAAAUCAUUGUUUAUCAUCUUGAUGGGCACAUUGUAUUGUA